ACCACAUAAGCUAGAAAGUAUGCUUUCUCUAAGCCGAGGCGACAGAGCAUUAAAACGAUUGGAGCUCGGGACGUGUACAACAUUAAAACCAUCCCUGACGUACACUUACCGUCGAAUCUGUUUUCGCGCCGAGCCUGCGCAUCGUCAACUCUCCGGGAGAGACUUCUCCAAAACUCAAAAGAGCGAGCAGUGCAGAGAGGGAGUUGUGCUGAAACUGUUGGAAGUUCAACGUAUAUAUAAUACUGUAACGUGUUACCCAUAUACACCACAUCAGAGAGAGAGCCCCAUCGCACAGCCGACAGUAACGUAGCUUGCAGUGCAAGUUGACAGGGGCAACAGUAAAAAGUCAAAUACCAGCUAAUACGCAGUCAGUGUCAAACAUGGCGACUUACAAGAUGCAGCGGCUGGACGCCGCGCUGCUUUGGUUGUGCCUACUUGGCGUCGGGAUAUCCUAUUACAGCUACAUCGUCGAGACGACCAAGGAAAAGGACAAGUCCUACCAGCCGUUUUGCGACAUAAGCGAACACGUCAGCUGCACCAAGGCUUUUAUGUCAAAAUACGGCAAAGGAUUUGGCCUGAUUCCAAGGGACUCGCCGCUCUACUUGCCAAACAGCUUGUACGGCAUAAUAUUCUACACUAUCGUCGCAUCAUUGAGUCUGUUCAAUAGCUACUGGAACACGGUACUCAUGCUGAUAGCGGCAGUCGUCUCGAACCUGUUCUCCGUCUACUUGGCGCGCGUCCUCUACCUGCUUCAGGACUUUUGCCUCGUCUGCAUGAGCCUCUACGUGAUCAACGCUCUCGUCCUCGUGCUAACGAUAAGAAAGUUGCGGGAGAUAAAAUUAGUGUCGUCCAAGAAACGCAAGACCAAGUGAACGGGUCGCCGGCGCUGACGCUUCUUUAUUUUGCCACAACCGAUAAGUCAAGCAUAGAAACAGUGCUCAUCUCAAAGGGCUGGACUCUUUCUUUUUUCUUUCCCUGUUUUUUUUUUUUUUUUUUUUUUUU
Messenger RNA from Copidosoma floridanum, 1002 nucleotides. It is a transcript of the gene Vkor, whose product is annotated as Vitamin-K epoxide reductase. Gene Ontology annotation, molecular function: vitamin-K-epoxide reductase (warfarin-sensitive) activity. The record is from RefSeq and is a predicted model, not a curated record. NCBI's taxonomy places the organism in Eukaryota, Metazoa, Arthropoda, Insecta, Hymenoptera, Encyrtidae. Gene Ontology annotation, biological process: peptidyl-glutamic acid carboxylation; vitamin K metabolic process.